AUGGUGGUCCUUUCUAUAGAAGCAAGUCCUGUGGACACCGAUUCGGAAGGUCCCCGCGGCCGUACUGGCCGCCCUGACACUCCCUCCUCUGCAACUUCGUCUCGUUCUCGUCGCAGCACCCUCUCCCAGAUCGUACAAUUCGACGAGCCCGACAUGUGUAACCCACUGGCAUCUCCUCGUUCUGACGUGACUGUCACUGCAGUCCCAGUGUCUGCGCCUGUCAAGUCGACCAAUCCUAAGGUUGGUUUGCCUUCUGGCAGUGUCGCAGGCAGCAGUUCGCAGUCCUUGGAACUGCCUGAGCCUUCGCUUAACAAACGUAACGCGUUCGCACAACAACAAGGAAAAUUCCCCUCCCACCUUUCUUCCCACCCUUCUCGUUCUUCUCUCCGUGCUACCACUCUCCGUUCUUCUUCCAUCCCCCCUGUUCCUCCUCUUCCAAUCUCCAUCCUGAAGAAUCGACCGGGCAACCUCACCCUGACUGAAUUCAAACCUCGCUCUUGUUCUGCUCCCCCAUCUCCACCCAAGAUGGCUGGAAAUCCUAACUUUCCGGAUGGCAACAACAAGCCACUCCCCGUGUCUCCCAGAUACGACCUUCACACACCCAGCCCUCGCGCACCCAUCUUCAGAAGGGAUGACAUGCACCGUCCCAGUCUCAGUUCCAUGGAGCGCACUAGCGGUGUCAGUCCUACCACCGUGCCACGUUCCAACUUGACUCUCAAGGAUCUUCCUGAGGCUGUUCGAUCUCUCCAGUACCGUUUUGAGACAGACAUUCAGCGACUGUCAAAGAAGAUCGACAACAUCAACAAGCUCGAACAGAAAGUCGAUGACUUUGUUACCGUGACCCGGGACUACAUUAAGGACCAAAUGGAUGCCCAACUUGAGCGCCAGUCUGACAUGUCUUUCGAGGUUACCAAGGCGAAGCUUGACGUGGAUGACGUCAAGGAGCAGGCUCACGACCUCAAGGAACAGGUCGCCGAAAUCAAGGAGGUGGUUCACGACAUGCGCAGCGACAUCAACGAGCUGACCUCGUCUUUCGGUAACCUGAGUGCCAAAGUCGACAUGUGCCUCGGGGGAACGGACAACCCCGAUGAGCAAUUCCUGGCCUACCAACGUCGAAAGAACAAAGAGAUCGACGAGGAUAUUGAGGAGAUCGGGUCUCAGACCGAAGACCACGGAAAGCAGCUUCUCUACUUGAGACAGAUGCUGAUCCGCAGCAACACUGCUCUCCGAGUCCUGCAAGAUGAGCACGGACUCAAGAUGUCUGAUGACGUGGAAAGCAUUCUUCCACCCAACCCUUUGCCUGCACGGGAUACCGUUGCACCCACUGGGACCCUGAGGACUCGUGUGUCCUCUGGGGUUGGAGCAAUUUCGCCAGCAACGGCGGCUCCCCCAGUACCAGUCGCGGCGUCCGCGACAAUGACUUCGCCAGGAUCGAGCUCUGCAAAGAGUUCGAUUCCUCGUCGGUCGAAGAAGAGGGGCUCGAAGAAGUCCGCCAGCUCUUCUUCCGCGAAGGAGACCACCGAGGGGGAGGCGGCCCCCUCUGUGCCCACCAUUCCUUAG
Penicillium psychrosexuale is the source of this 1560-nucleotide messenger RNA. RefSeq lists its product as uncharacterized. The coding region runs from base 1 to 1560 and encodes 519 amino acids. The transcript has 2 exons. Lineage: Eukaryota; Fungi; Ascomycota; Eurotiomycetes; Eurotiales; Aspergillaceae. The record is from RefSeq and is a predicted model, not a curated record.